UCUGCAGUGUCACAUGACCAGAACUGUUUAUGUCCUGGCUGUACCAUGAGAAGAAGAUGGCUAGACCCUUAAAAUAUGUUAACACAAAGACAGGAUCAUUUGUUUUGAUAGGCAUGACCUUAAAGAUGUCUAGUAUUGCAGUCUUGUGAUUGAACAUUUAGUUAUGCGCAUUUAGUUAUACAUGGUAGCGGAAGUUCUUGCUCCAGCUACCGUCAGAACCACACAGCUGCCUUUCCUGGUAUUCACGCUUGUUUGGACUCCAUCUUUACCUUGAUGGUUCACUUCAUCUCUUAUAUCCACAAUCUGGUUCUGCCACAACAGACAGUGACCACCUCAUGAUAGUAACUCUGUGAAGAAAUAUCCUUUGGAAAUAAUGUUUAUAAGAUAGAAAAAAGAAGACACGUCUUCUGUUGGCCAAAUUGUAUUUUUCUUUUUUUUGUCACAGUAAAAAGUGACCAUUAUGUUAAAUCAUAUUUCCUGAUAGAGCAACAGUCAGCUGUUGAAUUAAAAGUCACUCGUGUGUCAUUAUUAUCAUUCUUCUUCUCAGACAAACCCUCUGUGGAUAAGCGAUACUGUGGACUGAUCCAGAAGGUAGCAACGGUGGCAGCAGUUAAGCAUCUACUUUUGGGAGCUUUAAAUGAUUUGAGCAAUGAAGAGCUUGAUGAGUUCGAGAGAUUCCUAGAUUUGACUAAGAAUCUGCAUUACACCUCAGGGAUGUUAAAUCAUUUGUCAAUCAGAGCAGUUAUAGUGAAUCUGAUGGUGGAUGAACUUGGUCAACAGUCUGUGGAGGUGACCAGAGAAGUUUUCAUGCACAUGAACAGAACUGAUCUGGUUCAGAAGUUACCAGAGAGCAGCUCAGCAUCCAGAGAGAAACACUCUGUGGAUGAACAUGGAGCUGCACUGUUGAAGAGAGAUGAAGCACUUGCAGUUGUUGAACAGAUUAUUUUAGAAACACUGAAGGAUUUGAGUCACAAGGAAAUCAAGAAAUUCAGGCUGUUAGUGUUGUUCACAUGCUCAAAGAUAGACCUACCAGAAAUGGAGAAAGACACAACAGACAAAGUGGUGCAUCACAUGGUGGAUGAACUUGGCCUGCAGUCUUUGGAGGUGACCAGGACGGUUUUAAGAGAUAUGAACAAAACUGAUCUGGCACAGAGGCUUUUGGAGCUCACCAAAAGAUUCAAAGGACAAACUAAAAGAAGCUUGAAACCUGAGCAGGACUGCAGUGAUUGGACUAAACUUGAACCUGAGGUGAACAGUACAGAUGCAGACGAGGCUCCAACUUACAGCCUUCAGUCUGCAGCAGGACACUUUGAAUGCAGAGUGUCGGGCUUGCCUGUUACACGUUGA
This is a messenger RNA of Pundamilia nyererei, 1347 nucleotides long. RefSeq lists its product as uncharacterized. The record is from RefSeq and is a predicted model, not a curated record. Bases 715 to 1347 code for a protein of 210 amino acids. NCBI's taxonomy places the organism in Eukaryota, Metazoa, Chordata, Actinopteri, Cichliformes, Cichlidae. The transcript has 8 exons.